Molecule: messenger RNA, 1173 nt
Organism: Mytilinidion resinicola
Lineage: Eukaryota; Fungi; Ascomycota; Dothideomycetes; Mytilinidiales; Mytilinidiaceae
Exons: 2
Coding region: 325-1173 (282 amino acids)
Source: RefSeq, a predicted model, not a curated record
GUGUCUCUCGUGUUCUUUUUGGAGAGGCGCUGUAACACGAACCCGGCCCAGCUCCGUUUUACUGAACAAUGUUUUUAUCAAGACGAAGCUAUAGACUUUUGAGCUGCAAACAAUGUUAAGUAUUUUUUAUGCAUCCCAAAACCGUCUUUCGUUUCAUCCACAAUGUCGUAGCUGAUCUUAUAUAUAAGAUGAAUCUACGUUCAUUUGAUCGUCCGCUUACAAUUCCCAAAUCGACACGUGCUUCGAAAAUCGACCUACGUUUCUUAGACCGACACACACUCCAAAAACCGAUACAACGUCCUGGAAUCGACAUCACAAACAACCAUGGCUGGAAACAUAGGCUUAUCCGACGCUGGUUACAUACCACCAAUGGACCAGAUCGAGCUACCGGAUCUCAACCUAGAUAUCCUCGAAUCAUACCUUAGUCUCAAGGCCCACCAUGAGCGCCAAAUUGAACAGCCUUGGGUGCUCCGAGGACAGCUCCUAGGCGCUUUCAUGUAUCUUCAAAGGAACAUCAUACACGAUGAAUUCCGACGCGAUCCAGAUACAACAGAACAAUACCUAGCAGACAUGCUCAACGUGUACCGCGGAAUGGGAUACGGAGGCCAACGAGUAAGGAAAAUAAUCUUCGACAGCUUGGCGGAGCAUUGCGAUACUCCCACAGAAGAAAAUGAGUGCUGUGCGAUCUGCUUCGGGGAGUUUUCUGAGCAUAAUGGUGCGGUUCAAGCACGAGUUUGCAAGCACAUUUUCGGCCGAGACUGUCUGGAAACCUGGGUAAAUCAGCAUGGCCAAAACACAACUUGUCCAUUAUGUCGCAGGCGGCUACUUCUGGAGGAACCUCGCGCAUUCGCGCCUUCGGAGAACGUGCUUGGAGUCCCUGAAUCAGCGCGUGAGGAGGCUAUUGGGCUUCUUCGGGAACUUAGGGACAUGCACCAAGAACUCCAACGUCAAAUCGAAACGAUCGAAGCCGAAAGAGAGCGCCUUCUAGAUCUAGACGCAGUAGAUGCUGAGAUUGAGCAGCAAGUCGACGUCAGAGUCUAUGAUGCCGUUAAUAAUAAGUUCGAUGCUCUCGUCAACAGGAUCGACGACUUGCUGCGCAAUGACCGACCUGAGCAAGAACUGGAUGAGUGGUCGGACCUGCUACUACCUUUUCUCUUCUUAAAUACCUUGUAG